Molecule: messenger RNA, 3228 nt
Organism: Sporisorium graminicola
Lineage: Eukaryota; Fungi; Basidiomycota; Ustilaginomycetes; Ustilaginales; Ustilaginaceae
Exons: 1
Coding region: 1-3228 (1075 amino acids)
Biological process (GO): mitochondrial DNA repair; double-strand break repair via alternative nonhomologous end joining; lagging strand elongation
Cellular component (GO): DNA ligase III-XRCC1 complex
Molecular function (GO): DNA binding; DNA ligase (ATP) activity; ATP binding
Source: RefSeq, a predicted model, not a curated record
AUGCCACCCAAGAAGCGCGCCAACGGGCCGUCCCAGCCUUCGACACCAACCAAGAAACAAAAGACCGGGCAGCAACCGGCUCUGACUUCGUUUUUCACAAGCCCGUCAGCCUCUUCAAGGCCCACCUUCCAAAACGAGCCAUGCUCACCAACUCUGAACGCGUCCAAAGCCAAGCAGAAGCGAGUCUACGCGGAUCUGGACGGCAACGCGGACCACCACGAUACCAAUGGAGCCCUCCUGUCACAAGAGGAGAAGGACGCGGCAUUUGCGGUAGAGCUCGCAGCUGAGGAAGCGGGUGUCUCUGUUGCCGAGUACAGGUCACGAAUGGAAGGUGAUGAAGAUCUUGCUAGACGCUUACACGACGAGUGGUCAGGACUGCAUGAUGAGGGCAACAAGCUCGCUUCCCCUGGUGCCAAAGCAGGUCCAUCUUCCCCACCACGAAGACCAAACAUUCCAGCGGCACCUACGUCCCCGAGUAAGAAGCCUCUUGCGACAUCCAGAACUGUCGAUUUGGCUGCGUUGGACGCAUCUAUCCAGGCAAUUCCUCUCGGGGACGACAUCUUUGUCUUCGAUCCCUGGGCUGUAGAUACCUCCUCCUGGCCCGCAACUAGCGACAAAGACGGCAGAUUCGUGCCCACCACUCCCUACGCCCUCUUGACGCAUGCGUUCGUCAACAUCACAGCCACACGGUCGCGGCUUGCCAUCACAACGCUCCUCACUAACCUCCUUCGCACGGUACGCGCCCAUGAUCCCGAAUCGUUGUUACCCACUGUCUACCUGGUCAGCAACCACAUCGCGCCUCCUUACGAUGGCAUCGAGCUCGGCUUGGGCGGGUCCAUAAUCAACAAGGCCAUCAAGUCAGUCACGGGAAAGUCGGCCAGGUUCAUGAAACAGGUGUGGGACAAGACGGGCGAUCCAGGUGAUGUCGCCUACGAGGCUAAAAAGGACGUGAAAGCGCUCGUUCGACCGGCCCCCAUCACAGUGCAGCGUCUCUUUUCCAAUUUGCAUAGCAUCGCUCGGCUCAGUGGGCAAGGCAGUGCCAAUCAGAAGCUGGGUUAUGUUACUAAACUUCUGGUCGCUAGUCGUGGCGAAGAGACGCGCUUUCUGGUACGGACAUUCAUCAGUCAUCUCCGCAUCCAAGCGGUUCGGACCACCAUAGCCACAGCGCUGGCUCGCACUUUCGCACUCGUCGAAGAGACAUCAGCACCUGUCGAGCCGAGCAACGCGAAGGAGAAGGAGAGAGCAGCCUUGCUUCUCGUCCAUCCGCACGAGCGCACAGGCAUCUUGGCCAAUGCCAUCAAGCCGAAAGAACGGCAAGAUCCGCACCGUCUUGCUCUCAUGGAACGCCUAGCUAGAGCAGAGAAGUUGGUACGCGAGGUGCGGGCUCGCCAUCCCAACUUUGGCGUCAUCGUUCCCUCGCUGCUGCAGCACGGGCUGGCCGGCUUGUCGGAACAUGUUCCGCUUCGUAUUGGUACGCCCAUCUCACCCAUGCUAGGUUCCAUCACACGAUCCUUAGGAGCGAUGCACGAAAAGCUUGGUCCAAGGGCAUUCGUGUCCGAAUUCAAAUAUGAUGGCCAGCGGUGUCAGAUCCACGCCAUCUACGUGCCCAGAAGUGCGGGACCAGAGGCUCGCAGGAGUAUCAAGGAUGGCGAUGCCAAAUGCGGAAAGUGGGUUGGCAAGAACCAGGAGAUAUAUGUGAGGCUUUUCUCUCGACACCUGGAAGAGAUGACGGAAAAGUACCCAGACAUUGUGGAUAUGGUGCCGAUCUUGAUGGGACAGGAAAGCGAGGCAGAUGCCAACAUUGGGGUGACUGCUUUCACGGACUCAUCGGCAUCUCGACCCAAGGAUGAGGCGCCGGGCCCGCUGGAGGCGGAGGGCUUCGUCAAGACAACCACAGACGAGCCGCCAGUGACACGGCAGCCGAUCACCUCAUUCAUUAUGGAUGCCGAGGUGGUGGCGAUGGAUCUCGAAGGACGUCUCCUUCCUUUCCAGACCCUAGCGAACCGCAGUCGAAAAGAUGUCAACCUGCACGACAUCAAGGUCAAGGUGGGCGUGUUUGCGUUCGACUUGAUGUACCUCGAUGGUGAUUCGCUGCUCAAGUCGUCAUUCCGCACGCGACGCAAUCUGCUACACACACUCUUCCCUGCCUUGUCCCCUCAAAACCCCCUUAUAGCUCGAUUUGCGCAUGUGCGCUCUUGUGAGAGCACGGAUGCGGACGACGUUGCACGGUUCUUUGCGCAAGCGCAAGAGUACAAGUGCGAGGGCAUCAUGGUCAAGUCGCUCGACCACCAUUGGGAGGCUUCGCCGGAGUCCAAUGAUGACACUGAUGCAGAUGGGGCAAGCGACGAUGGAAUGGAUGGUGCAAACACCUCAGGACGGCUACAGAAGCUUGCGGAUAUAGUCGACGACGACCUGGCCAUGGAAAAUGAAGACGAAACGAUGAAGACGCUCGACAGCAGCGGCGGUGCCAGUAGCAGCGGCAAGCGCAGCGGACGCAACCCACAAGAGCUCGUCACCAUGCCAGCAGAGAUCGGCAAAGGCGUCAAUGGGCGCGGCAAGGCACUGCUAUCGACGUAUGAACCCGACAAGCGCUGCGAAUCCUGGCUCAAAGUGAAAAAGGACUACGUCGAUGGCCUCGGCGACUCUCUGGACCUCGUGCCCAUCGGCGCGUGGCACGGCAUGGGCCGCAAAGCCAGCUGGUGGUCGCCCAUGCUUCUCGCACUCUACGAACCCACCACCGGAGUGCUGCAAGCCGUAUGCAAGUGUAUUUCAGGCUUCACGGAUGCGUUCUACAAGGAUCUCAACGUACGCUAUGCCGAAGGAUCCGAUACAUGCGUUCCUGCCCGCUACGGCGAGCCGUCGCCGUUUGGGAUCGAGCUCGAGACGGGCAGUCUGUGGCCCGACGUGUGGUGGAAGCCGAGCGAGGUGUGGGAGAUUCGGGGCGCGGAUGUGACGGUCAGUCCGAACUAUACGGCUGCGAUUGGGCUGGUGAGCGAGGAAAGGGGGCUCUCGAUUCGGUUUCCGAGGUUCAUCAGGAAGAGAGAGGAUAAGACGGUCGAACAGGCGAGUACGCCGGCUAGUCUGGCCAAGAUCUAUUUUGAACAGCAGAAGGCUGCGCCUGCUCCGGGGCAGGGCCAGGUGGAAGAGGAGGGCAAUGGCAGCGAGGACGAGCACGAGCGGGAAACUACUCUUCAGGCUACGUCUGUCGACGAUGGGGUUGACUUCUAG